Molecule: messenger RNA, 1392 nt
Organism: Phaethon lepturus (White-tailed tropicbird)
Lineage: Eukaryota; Metazoa; Chordata; Aves; Phaethontiformes; Phaethontidae
Gene: ASPN
Product: asporin
Exons: 7
Coding region: 1-1116 (371 amino acids)
Molecular function (GO): protein binding
Source: RefSeq, a predicted model, not a curated record
AUGAAAGAAUACAUGCUCCUUCUCUUCUUGGCUUUGUGCUCUGCCAAACCUCCCAUCAGUCCUUCAUAUUUUACCCUAAAGAAUAUGAUGCUCCAAGAUAUGGAAGAAGAUGACGAUGACUACGACGAUGACAAUUCUCUAUUUCCAACCACUGAACCAAUUAUGCCACUAAUUCCUUUUGAUCUCUUCCCAAUAUGUCCCUUUGGAUGCCAGUGCUAUGUGAGAGUUGUCCAUUGCUCUGAUCUAGGUUUGACAUCAAUACCUCGCAACAUUCCACCAGAUACUCGUAUGAUUGACCUUCAAAACAACAAAAUUAAAGAGGUCAAGGAAAACGAUCUCCAAGGACUCACGUCACUUUAUGCACUGGCUUUGAACAACAAUAAAAUAUCCAAGAUCCAUCCAAAAGCCUUUCAACCAACAAAGAAGCUACGACGACUGUAUUUGUCCCAUAACCAGCUAACUGAGAUUCCAACAAAUCUACCAAAAACUUUAGCAGAGCUCAGAAUUCAUGCUAAUAAGGUUAAGAAAAUCCACAAGGAUGUAUUUAAGGGAAUGAAGUCUCUACAUGUUUUAGAAAUGAGUGCAAAUCCUCUUAACAAUGAUGGAAUAGAGCCAGGCGCUUUUGAAGGAGUAAAUAUCUAUCAUAUAAGAAUUGCAGAAGCUAAACUAACUUCAAUUCCUAAAGAAUUGCCCUCCAGUCUACUAGAACUUCAUUUAGAUGACAAUAAGAUCACAGCAAUUGAAGUCGAAGAUUUUAACCGGUAUAAAGAUCUUCAAAGGCUAGGCCUUGGGAAUAAUAAAAUCAAAGAUGUGGAAAACGGAAGCUUUGCCAACAUACCAAGUAUACGUGAAAUCCAUCUUGAAAAAAAUAAACUCAAGAAAGUUCCACCUGGAUUACCCGAACUGAAAUAUCUGCAGGUAGUCUUCCUUCAUUCUAAUCAUAUUGCAAAACUGGGAGUGAAUGAUUUCUGUCCAACAGGAGGAAGAAAGAAGAAAGCGUUAUACAGUGGCAUAAGCCUCUUCAAUAAUCCUGUAAAGUACUGGGAGGUUCAGCCUUCAACUUUCCGUUGCAUUUUAGCCAGAAACAGCGUGCAACUUGGAAAUUUCCUCAAGUGAUACCAAAGUUGGUCAUUUCAAAAAGCAACUUGCCCAAAUUGGUUCUACAAUACUUGAAAUAUGCAGAAAAAUGCCAAUUUUACACUAUUUAACCAGUUUACAAAGUAUUUACUAUUUCAGAGAUAAUUAAUAAGAAACAAUAUGUUAGUUGGGUCCAUUGUAUUAUUUGACAAUGUUCGACCUACAUUUGAAUAAUUUAAACAAAAGCCUUUAUAUCUUAUGGAAGGACUCUUGGAAGUGGAACUGGAAACUGUAUCUGAUGUUUCCUUUUAAAGG